UAGUGUGAAGUAGACUGUAGUGUGUUAGAGGUGGUUACAUCGUGCUCUCUCCAGUUACUCUAAAGAUGAAGCUACUCCUGAUAUUUUUCACACUAUCAUGCAUUAAGGACACCAGUGCUCAGAUUCAGCAUAUAGAUAUUCAGUUAAGUGGAUGCACUGAGUCAGAUAAGGAGUUUGAGAUGGAACAUGAUGAAGAGGAAAUAUUUCACUCAGAUUUUAAAAAACAAGGUCUGGUGAUGAAGUUACCUGAUUUUGCAGACCCUAUAGAUUGGCCUGGUCUUUAUGAGUACAGUAUCUCAGAGCAAGAGAUUUGCAAACACAACCUUGGUGUAGCAGUGACUUCCUACAAAAAGCCACCAGAAGCUCUCGAUGCCCCACAAAACUCCAUCUAUCCCAGAGACAAUGUGCGACUCGGUUCAGAAAGCACACUCAUCUGUCAUUCAACACGUUUCUUCCCUCCACCUGUCCGCAUCCGCUGGACCAAAAACGGUGUAGAUGUGACAGAUAAAUCCUCGCUCAGCCAGUUCUACCCAAACAAGGACAACACCUACAACCAGUUCUCCCACCUGCCCUUCACUCCACAGGAAGGAGACGUUUACACCUGCACGGUGGAGCACAAGGCCCUGCAGACGCCCGACACCAAGACAUGGGAGGUGGAUGUGGAGCUUCCUGGUGUGGGUCCGGCUGUGUUUUGUGGAGUGGGUCUGGCUGUAGGACUGCUCGGAGUCGCUACUGGAACCUUCUUCCUCGUCAAAGGAAACCAGUGCAACUGAAAUUAGAGCUCACAUUACUGCUCAGAGGAACUACAAUCUACAAUCUCAAAGUCCUGUAAAGUUUCUUAAUAGUAUCUGAUAAAUUGUUGGAAUGCAUGUCAGUGAAAAUAAUAUUACAGCAUGUGUAGUAACUGUUUAGUAAAGUUUCAUUUAAAAUUAAAAGUGUGUUAGUAGAUGUCACAGGACUUACACUGACCAAUUUUUUAAUGUAUAUUGAUUACAGUUUUUAUUCCUUUACUUUCUUUCCUGACAUGGGCCUUUUUCUUUUAUGUUAUUAUGGAAUCAGUGGAGCAGGCAGUGAAGCAAUGAAAAAGGUUCACACUAAACUCAUUCCAUAAAUUCCAUAAAAAUUCCAUAGAUUCCAUAAAAACACUGUUUGUAUUUUUUUUCCAGAAUUUAUUAAAACCUUUGAGGGUUUAUCAUGCUGAAUAAAUCAGUAAAGCUAUUUAAAAUCUCCACAUUAAA
Molecule: messenger RNA, 1238 nt
Organism: Pangasianodon hypophthalmus (striped catfish)
Lineage: Eukaryota; Metazoa; Chordata; Actinopteri; Siluriformes; Pangasiidae
Product: H-2 class II histocompatibility antigen, A-U alpha chain
Exons: 4
Coding region: 66-773 (235 amino acids)
Biological process (GO): peptide antigen assembly with MHC class II protein complex; positive regulation of T cell activation; immunoglobulin production involved in immunoglobulin-mediated immune response
Cellular component (GO): MHC class II protein complex; membrane
Molecular function (GO): MHC class II protein complex binding
Source: RefSeq, a predicted model, not a curated record